UGUGGGUCGCGCCCGGUCAGGUUGAUGUUACUGCACUGGAAAGCGGAGUUUGUUCACAAUAGCGAUGGCAGAAAUAUCCCUUUAUGUCUCCAGCGUCAGUAUAACUGUGACACAUGAUAUGGAACCUGACAAGUUUAAAAGCCCACCAUAUUGCACAUAAUCAGCUUAAGCUAAUAUAGAUGAUCUGUGAUGUGUGACUGUGGACAGAUCUCUGCAAAAGAGAAAGGAUAUGAGUGUGUGGAGCUUGGUGAUCUAGACAGAAAAGAGAAGACCCCACGCCGCAUUAUUCAUUUCUCCAGUGGGGAGACCAUGGAAGAAUACAGCACAGAUGAGGAGGAGGAAGACAAAAAACAGAACGCAAAGAAAGAGCUUCUGUCUUCCAUAGACACAUCCAAGCUGACUUGGGGCCCGUAUGUCUGGUUUCAGAUGUGGAGAGCAGCUUCAUCCACUAUAUCUGCUUGUGACUACCUGGGUGAGCGAAUGGCAUCACUUUUUGGCAUCACCUCAGCUAAAUACCAGUAUGCCAUAGAUGAAUACAGCAGGUCAAAGAGGGAGGAGGGCAGAGAUGAAGAUACACAGCUCUCUGAAGAGGCGGAGCACCUGUUUGAAGAGCAGAAAUAUGAUGAAGAUGAAGAUCCGAAGACCAACCAGCCCGAGACCAACAGUACUCAAGUACAGGUGACCAAUGAGCUGGACUGUCAGCCUUCUGUAGUACCCAACGCAGUUCACAUCCCUGUUCUUGUUACUAGCAAUUAAUAACCAUGAGUAUAGUCAUAUAAUUGUGGUUUAAACACUAGUCUCUAGUCUAUAAAGCACUUACCACAGGGAUGUAAUCAGGCUCUGUAAUAGAUUUCAUGUAUCUCCAUGUUAACUUGUGAUUUUGACUGCCUUAAUGCACUGAUCCUGGGCCAGUGAAACAAUACAUACUGAUCAUGGUGCUAAUGAGGAGAAGAGCCAAUUCUUCAGCCUCUGACCAAGAAUGAAUUUGUUUUAAAAUGCAACUACGCUAACAUGAUUACACUGAACAUGUGUUUUUAAUUGACUCUGUACAGUAUCUAUGUUUUAUUAUUAUUAGUGUUAUGAAAGCAUUUGAUGGACUUGUCCUCCAUCAAUACAGAGACACAUACCUCACACUGAUUUUUCAGUAUUUAUUUAAUAUACUGUUAAUGCUUUAUAUUUGUCAUUGUUUUUUAAAGAGAAAAUGUAAUUUUUUACCAUUUUGUGUUUAACAUGAAUAUAAUACUACAGUAUUAUACCUUACGAGACUUAAUUGUAUCAAUGUUUAGUUCAGGGUUCAUACGGAGUUUGGAAAAUGCUUGAUUUUAACUAUUACGUUUUCAAGGUGUUUGAAUUUAGAAUAUCGUCCUUAAAAAUGCUUGAUUUUUUUUCCCCCUUAGAACAUCCAGUGUGAUUAAAAGUGAAAAAAGCUAUUAACGAAAAUGAACCUUUAUUAAAGAUCAAGUCAUAGAUACCUUGCAUGAGUCUAAUGUUUUGAUGUUGUGCGAGUACAUACAGUCAUGGCGUCGCUAGCGGGAGGAAAAGGGUGCAAGAUUUCUACUGAGGGGUUUUAUACUGAAAUAACUACUUUAAAAUCAAUCACGUUUUAAGUUUUAAUUUUAUUGUGUAAAGACAAGUGUGUGGAAUACUGAACUAUGGGAAAGGCAUUUAGUGCUAGCCAAGGCUCUUUGAAUUAAAGAUGCAGUGAGCAAUUUCUGAGAAACCCUGUUGAAAGUGGAUCGGACCAAGCAGCACAGGGUGCGUAUCCACUCAUGAUGGGGGAGGAGAGUCAUUUGACCUAGUUUUCCUGUGUUGUAUUGAUUAGUCAUUCCGUUCACCUGUUGUCCAAGUUAAUUAGCCUAUUAGUUCCUUGUUUGCUUUAGUAUUUAUAGGCCCAUGUUUCCUGAGUUCCUUUGUCCUGUCUCUUUCAAUGUUGAGGUGUUUUUAUAUCUGUUUCUGGAUUAAAAUAUAUUUGAAUUGCA
This is a messenger RNA of Megalobrama amblycephala (Wuchang bream), 1979 nucleotides long. RefSeq lists its product as uncharacterized. NCBI's taxonomy places the organism in Eukaryota, Metazoa, Chordata, Actinopteri, Cypriniformes, Xenocyprididae. Bases 190 to 756 code for a protein of 188 amino acids. The transcript has 5 exons. The record is from RefSeq and is a predicted model, not a curated record.